This is a messenger RNA of Trichomycterus rosablanca, 1585 nucleotides long. It is a transcript of the gene dlx2a, whose product is annotated as distal-less homeobox 2a. The record is from RefSeq and is a predicted model, not a curated record. Gene Ontology annotation, biological process: embryo development; cell differentiation; negative regulation of transcription by RNA polymerase II. Lineage: Eukaryota; Metazoa; Chordata; Actinopteri; Siluriformes; Trichomycteridae. Gene Ontology annotation, molecular function: DNA-binding transcription factor activity, RNA polymerase II-specific; RNA polymerase II cis-regulatory region sequence-specific DNA binding. Bases 1 to 834 code for a protein of 277 amino acids. The transcript has 3 exons.
AUGACUGGAGUGUUUGACAGUCUCAGUACAGAUAUGCAUUCCAACCAGAUUACCUCUAGCAGUUACCACAGCUUGCACAAGCCGCAGGAGUCCCCGACUUUACCCGUUUCCACCGCCACGGACAGCAGCUACUACAACGGUCAGCAAGCCGGACACUGUGCAGGAUCCCCUUAUGGCCAGCUCGGUGCCUAUCCUUACCACAACAACGGCAUGAACAGCGUCCAGUAUAACGCAAAAUCUUACGAGCUGGGCUUCAACAGCUCCUUCAGUACUUACAGCACGUACGGCUCCAGCACAUCGCCUACUCCCACCGACGCAGAAAAGGAUGACAAUGAACCAGAGAUUCGGAUGGUGAAUGGAAAACCGAAGAAAGUGCGCAAACCUCGAACUAUUUAUUCAAGUUUCCAGCUCGCCGCGCUGCAGAGGCGCUUUCAAAAGACGCAAUAUCUGGCGCUGCCGGAGAGAGCCGAGCUCGCUGCUUCUCUGGGCGUAACACAAACCCAGGUGAAGAUUUGGUUUCAGAACCGUCGCUCGAAGUUCAAGAAAUUGUGGAAGAAUGGUGAAAUUCCUCCAGAACAACACGUUGCCUCCAGCGAGUCUCCACCGUGCCACUCUCCGCCUGUCAACGGCGCCUGGGAUUUUCCCCAAAACCAGCGGCUGAACAGUGUGAGCUCGGUUUUAGCCCCGAGCAGCGUCUCACCCAGCAGCACGGCACAUUCCUUCCUUACCAACUAUUCCUGGUACUCCUCAACGAACUCAGGCGCUCACAUCCAGCCUAAUGCACUGGCACCGCACCUCCACAAUACAGCCGUCAGCGCCGGGACGAUAUUUUGACAACAACAAUGACUUUUUUUAAAGACUGGAAAAUUUCGUUUGAAAAAAAGACUAAACGUUUCAUGCGCCUCGUAAGACCUUGUUGUUUUCUGGGUGAUUCUGCGCCUACAGAACUGACGCAGAUCUAGCACGGUUCUCACUGCGCAUAAUGCUGUUUCCUCUUUUCUCAUUUCCACAUGUCAUCGGGCAAAACACGAAUGAAUAAACGACAUGCAACUAUUUUUGUAUUUAUUUAUUUUGUCUCUAGAGGUGAAGAGAGUAAAAGAUAAAAUGCAUUAGUUAAUGAACCACUAAGAUCCAAAGCUAUGCUCUAAAAAGGCUGUUCAUACCAGAGUGAACUCUAUAGCAGGAUGUGUUAAUUAAUGUCAGAUUAUGUAGCACAAUUUCAAGCUGUAUCGUGCCUUUAAAAAUGACCUCACUUUCAUUUGUUCACCGUAACGUACUUUAAAUGUACCCAUUGCUGUUACAUUUUUGUCUUUUUAUUUGUACAUAAGGUUAGUAGGGAUACAGAUCUUGUCUCUUGUAGUUUAUUCACCGCGUAACUUUGAGAUUGUGCCAUCCGUUACAGGCCUGAGAAAAAUAGGCUAGGGUUCUUGUUUUUAUAGGAUAUAUUGACGGGGGAAAGUAUGGAAAAACUAUAAUGCGCCUCAGAAAUAUUUUGUUUAAUUUAUUUUGUUUUGAAUGCUGAAUGAACACUUUUGCUAUUAUAUCAAUCUGAUUUAUUUAAAUAAAGCGUUUCAUGUGAAUGUAA